CCGCCUUCAAUACCAUGAUCAUCAGAACUUGAUAUCUAGACGUCUGGAGCUGAGCUGGCAAACCACUCCGCUUCUUCAUCGUCCGCCAUUGCUCCUCUCAAUUGGAUUUCACACAGAGCUACCCAAUUUGGAUAUCGCACUCCUUUACCAGUUAACCAUUCCCAUCCGGCAUCCGGCCGUCCAGGAGAGCAGAGAGUGUUCACCUACCCAGACGAAUCGCAUGAUGAUCCCCGCGACCAUUCACCGAACGCUGGAUCCAAGACCCUGAUCAUACACUGAGUGGAAGGCUAUGAGUUGAGAUUGCGCUCGAAAAAGUUAUCUCCCACAUUACUGCGCUUCAAUAGGGGAUGGAACGACCAAAUGGCUAUCCUAGACCUCCAGGUCCUCCAGGUCCAGGUCCUCCAGGUCCAGGUCCUCCAGGUCCAGGUCCUCCAGGUCCUCGAGGCCAACAGAAGGGCCCUCCUCCGGGUUGGUCACCGUCAGAGGGACGCCCACGAGCUCCAAUGACGCGGGCACAGCGGUUUGAAGAUGAGAAACGACGGUUAAUUGAGAGUUGCUUUUCCAAGUUGAACAAUAUGGGAGCCCCCGUCGAAUCAUAUAUCACGCAUGUCCGAGUUGAAGAAGACGGCCAAUAUCCCCAAUCACCCCCCGCCCCAGACUCCCUCCCUAGCAACAAGAAGGCCCGUAUAAUUGUCGUUGGGGUAAAAGACUCGGGGCGGGUAAGGCUACACAAGACGAGGGAGAAUGCUAACGGGAGCUUCUCGAUUGGGAAGACCUGGCCAUUGGAAGAGUUCACGAAAGUCGAAUCGUUUUCAAGCAGCAACCCGACCGAUCCGGAGGGUAUCCAACGGAAACAAUGGGCGGGCGACCGGGGGUUUAUUGUCACCAUAGGAAAGCCAUAUUAUUGGGCAGCCGGCACGGCGAAAGAGAAGGAAUUUUUCAUUGCCAGUCUGGUGAAAAUUUACAAGAAGUAUACCGAGGGUAAAAUCCCAGAACUGGUUGGGUUCACACCGCAGGAGGCUGAGCAAUUGAAGGGGCCGCCUCUGCGACCCCCAGGUCAACCGGGCCCGCAUCCUCCACCUGGUCCGCAGCCGCAAGGUCACCCUUCCCCUCCAUAUAAGAACCCGUUGCAAAGUCCGCCUAUGCAAGGUGGCCUCCGCGCUGUCCCACCACAGCGGGACCCCUCUCAGGAUUCAUCCCAGUAUCCUCCUUCAUCGGCUGGGGCAGGAUCCCGCGCGGGACACAGAAGGUCACCAUCAUCUCAACGCGACGGCCCCACGCCAGGUCUAUCACCCCGCCCGCGAGAACCAUCACGGGAACCGCGGCCUCCACCAUCGCGAGAUGGAGGGUUGCGGAAGUACGCUAGUCAGGAGCCCGUCAUGGGACGAAAUCAAACGCCAUCGUCCUCGCGCCUCACACCGGAGUCUUCUAGAUCCGAGUUGACGUCGCAUCGAUCAACGACACCGGAACCGCUAGAUAUACCCCCCGCGUUGCUUCCACGACAAAGCCCACGAAAUCAGAGAUCGUACCAGAAUGCCCGAGAAGCAUUUACUGGUAACCAACGACCGGGUGAAGGUCUUGGUAUCAGCAGCAGCCCGGACAGGCCAAGGGCGACUCCACCGGUACCGCGUGAUCGAACCGGAUCGAGACCGUCGACGGCCUCAACAAUGGACAAACCGUUCCGAGAACCCUUCCGAGACGAGCCUCCAGAACGCAAACGACCGCCUUUACGAAACCGCGAGGGUAGCGAAACCCGUUCAAUCGCUCCAGAUGAGCGCGUUGCGGAGUCUCCUGCGCCACUUUUCAGUUCGAAUCGCAGACAAGGCAUACAGCUUCCUGCGUCCAGUUCUGAUAGCAAGCUUUUGAAGGGCCAGAUGGAGAAACCACCUGGUAGCUCCGAUCCCUCCCUGGGUGAAUCUGCGCGAAGUGAACCAUCCCUCGAAGAAACGAAGUCUCAGGACAGCUCGCAAAACAAGGGACCCUCUCCAGAGAAGGUGGUGUCUCCGAAACCCGUCAUUUCACCGGAACCUAAACCUGUCGUUUCGCCCCCCUCCGACCAAGAAGAGCGCCCUGGGCUAGGGCAGAUGGUCAAGAAAAAGUCCGGCAAAGAUGUUGCCAACGCCUUUAGGAAAGCUGCCACUACAUAUGGGGCAUUCAAGCCUAGAGCAGGUGGAGCACUGGACAAACUUAAAGCGGCCCAGAGCAAAUCGAAUGAGCCAGAUGGCAUUAAUGCUGUUGUUCCCGCGCCACCGAAACCCAAGCAGAACGACGAAUCUGUUUCACCCAAAGCAGCUAGGAAGCCUAGCGGAGAUCUCUCUACCAAGGCGGCUGUGCCAACGGACAGUGUCCCUCAGCUGACCGUCUCCAGCCCCAUGUCCCGCCGCCAAGCCAUCGUUGAUCAGAAUGCAGAGAGCUCACUAUCAAAACGCAAUGCUGAGAAGCUAAACGCGAACGUUGUGGAGAUUGAAGCGGCGCGAAAGCAGCGGCGGCGCUCGCAAUAUCAGACGAAAUGCCUCUCAAAGCUUGGAGUCGAUGCAUCGAUUUUCGAAGGAAGGGGCAUCGAUUUUGAAACGGCGCUGGACGAUUUUGGAUGGGGCACGAGCAUGUUUCAACGUCCCAAGAUUGAGGUUUUCGAAGUCGACGUACGGCGAGCGCUUGGACGACUUGAAGCAGGAAGCUUGCUUGGAGACUUUGAGUCGAAUCGAGAUCGGGUUGAUGUAGUUGAAACCUUGUUCGAUCGUGCACUGGCCGAGUGCGACGAAUUCGAGGGCUUGUUGACACUGUAUGGUGUUGAGCUGAGUAGCUUGAACGAGGAUAUUGCAUACAUUGAAGCCCAAUCCCAAGGUCUUCAAGUGCAAACCGCCAACCAGAAGUUGCUUCAAGGCGAGCUGCAAAAUCUCCUAGCGACCAUCUCCGUCGAUACGCAACAUCUCAAAUCGCUCAAGAGUGGCUCCAUCAAGAAUCCCGAGAGUCUCAUGGAGAUCGAGAAUGCACUUGCCCUACUCUAUAAGGCCAUGAUCACGAUCGACCCAAGCUUACGAAGCGGUUCAGAAGGCAACGGCCUUGGAUCAGGCCGUGAUGAGCUGUCUAAUAUGCGUGCUCUGAUGGAGCGCAAAGACACCUAUUUAAGCCAAUGUACCCUGUUCAUUGCGCGACUGAAGCAGCACAUGGACAUCACUUUUGGCGCUGCACUCAUGGCAACCGAGGACGCGAUCAACACUGCGAAAGGAUACAAAAACGCAACACGCCUUGACCCGGCCCUCCACGAUGUUGGGCGGACUGAUCUUUGGAAAUAUAGCCCGCUGAUGCUUUUCGUCAAGGAAAUUGAUUACACAUCAUGGGAAGGGCUACUGCGCGUGUACCACACGCGUGCACGCAAGACCUACCACGACGAAUGCCGCGAGAAUCUCGAGGCGUGGAAAAAGUCGACCAGAAAGCCAACUGGAGACGAGGCCGACCUACUUUUCACUUCGCAGGAGAAAGAAAACGAGGGCCUCUCGAGUACUGCACGGAAACUCACUGUCAAGCGUAGUCAAACUCUGGCGCGGACUCUGCGCGCUGGGGGAGGAGAAAAGCAAUCACCCACGGAACGAUCACAAUCGGGCAGUUUGCAUGCGUUCGAAAGUUUCGCCGGCUUCCUCGAUCAAGUCGCUCCACUGGUAUUCACGGAGCAAAACUUCGUGGUCGACUUCUUUCACGCAUCGUCGUCGGAGAGGCUGGAUUACGCCGAAGCAAUUGCUGUGGCGCCACCAGACGAGCGGAGAGGGACGAACCUCCAUUCACGCAAAGUUUUCGAACCCGACCGAGCGAUGGCAAAGAGGGUAACGAUUGUUAUGGAAGAGAUAUUCUCGUUCUGGCCGAAUGACCUGCAGCGGCUAGUGGACUGGGCGGUAAGUCAAGAUCCGCUGCAAGGUAUCGGCGUUCUCUGCGCCAUUGAACGGAAGAUGCUGGAGCUGGAGGAGACGAACCAGGACUUCUUGAUCAAGACGCUGCAGAAGAACCACGACAAGUUAACCGGGCAGUUCGCGAAAUUCGUGGAGGAUCAGAUCCGCGCCAUCGAAGACACGAAGGUCAAGAUCAAGAAGCGAAAGGGCGUCAUCGCGUUCAUCAAGAUCUUCCCCGUGUUCUCCUCCGCUAUUGAGAACAUGCUCCCCUCGUACGACGAUCGUGAACGACUCGAUGCGCGGACUAUGGUCGACGAAGCGUACCAGAAGUUGAACAAGGCCAUGUUCGACAGCUUGCGCAUCAUCGCCAAGGAAAGUCCCGGAGCGGCGGUCGGUCAAGGCGUCCACAACCAAGGCAUAGGUGACCCGGAAGACAAAGAGGCGCUCAAUUACCACAUCCUGCUGAUCGAGAACAUGAAUCACUACGUCGAGGAAGUCGACGUCAAGCGCAGCGCGGUCCUCUCCGAAUGGGGCGAACGAGCGGAACGGGAGAUGGAAGAGCAUCUUACCUUAUAUCUGGAUGCUGUGAUUCGGCGGCCGCUCGGGAAGGUUUUGGAUUUCCUUGAAUCCACUGAAUCCCUCCUCUCCACUCUCUCCACACCUCCCACUUCCAUCGCCACCCGCUCCUCCCACUCCCAACACGUUUUCCGGAAGCUCCUCGCUGCGUACGAUAACAAAGAACUCCGCCGUGGUGUCGACGUGCUGAAAAAGCGGGUCGAGAAGCAUUUCGGCGAUGCGGAUGAGCCUGGACUGAGUCGGCCGCUGGUUGACAAGGUGCUCAAGGCGUGCUUAGGCAGAUAUGUGGACACGGUGGAGCGGGUUGAGAAGGUGCGGAGAGAUGUGUACGAAGGGGAUAUGGAGGAACAGUUCUGGAAGGUGGAUGAGGUGACGGCAGCGUUUCGGAGGUAGGGCGGGAGUGGAUGACCAGUGAAUGAGGGGCAUCAAAAACGGGUAUAGCACGGGUUGGCGUUGGCUACUACAGCAUAAUCUACUUCGUUGUAUACUUUCUGUGGAUAAUUUGGAACGGUCCCAGUCUGGGCGAUAUUGACCACUUGAUAGUUACCGUCAAGCGGAAAAUCCGACUAUUACUGGACCAGAUUUGAUCUCGAUUUCUUCACUGCUGCGAACAUAACGCGACGGGAAACCAAUGCUUCACCAUUCUCCAUUAUACGAGCUUCCAUAAGUACCUAGAAGAUCGCCAGCGCAUUUGGCGGAGACCCAACC
Messenger RNA from Eremomyces bilateralis CBS 781.70, 5168 nucleotides. RefSeq lists its product as uncharacterized. The record is from RefSeq and is a predicted model, not a curated record. Lineage: Eukaryota; Fungi; Ascomycota; Dothideomycetes; Eremomycetales; Eremomycetaceae. Gene Ontology annotation, molecular function: phosphatidylinositol-4,5-bisphosphate binding. Gene Ontology annotation, biological process: Golgi to plasma membrane transport; exocytosis. Gene Ontology annotation, cellular component: plasma membrane; exocyst. Bases 348 to 4853 code for a protein of 1501 amino acids. The transcript has 4 exons.